Ruditapes philippinarum (Manila clam) is the source of this 1208-nucleotide messenger RNA. RefSeq lists its product as uncharacterized. Lineage: Eukaryota; Metazoa; Mollusca; Bivalvia; Venerida; Veneridae. The transcript has 8 exons. The coding region runs from base 690 to 1208 and encodes 172 amino acids. The record is from RefSeq and is a predicted model, not a curated record.
GGCAUACUUCAGGUAUUUCAUUUCCUUUAUUUUGAAACGCUUACAUAGUUCAGCUAUGGGACCGGAGCCAGUCAGGUAAUUUUAAUCCUAAUGUUUUAACAUUUGGAUAUCAUGCAAGCUUGAUGUCGUUGGUUCUUUUUAGGACCCGCUUUACAAUAAAACAAUGCACAAAAAAGAAGGAUGCUUGGUGUUUUCCUACAAAUGUAAAACUGGCAAGUCCCAAUAUAAGUUUUACGUACAGCUUGCUUUAAUCGUAUCUGUAACAGAUAAGGUAAUUACAAAUACAACAUUUCGGAAGAAAAAUAAUCACAAAAAUGUCCGGAUUUCGACUAAUAUUCUUAAAUCACAUGAAUGAAAUUCAGUGAACACUUUAGUGAUUCACAGCACACAUUACAUGUUUAACAUUAUUGUAUAUAUUAACACAAUGAAAACUCUUGUGUAUACUGAGCAAGGGAACGAAAGGUGUAAUUAAUUGAUAUAUAAAAAUAUGUUAUAUACAUGAACUAACUCUGAAACAGAUGUUGACCGAUACAUGAUGACCUAUUUACGCUAACAUAUAUAAAUGAAUGUCAAGAUACUAGGUCAGUCUGAAUUUCAAAACAACAAAAAUAAUAUGAAUUACAAUUGGGCGGUCUUAUCGUGUGUUAGGUAACGCAACGGUUAAAUAUGGAACAAUAUCUUUGACACCAAUGAUCAAACUAGAAUCUGACAAAACAAUGCUCCUUUGUGUAAUUAUAACUGCGCUUAGUGUUUACGGAACAGAUGCUUUGAACGUAUGCUUACACUGUUCUAACAUUACUGCACCAACCAAUUGCUCUCAGGUGACAAAAUGUGGCCCUCUUCAGAGCUGUUUCACUGAAAUGUUUUUAACUUCGAACGGAGAAAAAAGAUACAAUUUAGGGUGUCGGGACACAGAGCAAUGCGAUGCGCCCGAAGAAGUUUCGCAAGAUACUAAUACCGCUUCCAUGUGUACUGAAUGCUGUACUGGUGAUUUAUGUGCUGGUUGCCAAUUUAAAGGCUACCCUUCACCACGAGGUCCAAUAUGUUAUGAUUGCGGCAGCCGACCUAACAACAGCGAAAUUCAAUGUAGCACGGUAAAAGUGUGCGCAGAAGAUGAGGCGUGCAUGCUUCAAAAACCAUUAAAACGACUUAAAGAUGGACAUUUUGAAUAUCAACUCUUGCAAAAAUGUAAGCGAGCACAUGAUUGA